Molecule: messenger RNA, 4132 nt
Organism: Cuscuta europaea
Lineage: Eukaryota; Viridiplantae; Streptophyta; Magnoliopsida; Solanales; Convolvulaceae
Source: the annotation of a GenBank genome assembly
CGGGAGCUGUGCGGUGUAUGACUACGCACGCCUGGCAUAUACAGAACUCUCUCAAUUCAGAAGGUUCAGUCUCUGCUGCUCUGUCAACUCCUGAAAGCCGUUGAAAUGCGAACUCGGUUCACCUGCGCCGACUACUCCAUCUCCAAUGCGAUCCAAGCUGCAGAUUUCCCUCGCCUCCCUCUUCCUCACCUCCCGCCCAUUAAUUCCUCCGGAUUCAAAGACCUUCCUCGCUUCGAUCAACUGUCAAUUCCCGGAAUCUACAUUGGAAUCAAUCAAUUACCAAUCGACGAAGCUCUGUCGAAGUUCCUUUCCGAAUGCUUGCCCAACUCCAUUGAAUUUGAUGUUCGUCAUCCAGGGAACGUUCAGCCUUGCUCCGGAGAAGCCGACUCUAGCAAGCUAACGAGUUCCAUUUCUCACCAAAAUGCUGAGGAAGCCCGUAUUCCAAUUGAUGUCAAGCAAGAUACCAAGUAUGAAAUUCUCCAGUUUGAAGUUUCAGAGCUCCAUUCGGUUAUGGUUCCAAUGGAGGACUGGCGGACUCUUCCUGACAUUUCCCUUGUUGAAAAAAAGGAAAUACCCAGUACGGAGACCAUGUUGCAGUAUCCCCUCAGUAUUCACCAAUCCCUUUAUGCAGUUGAUGAAAUCCACUUGGCUACUUUUGAGGAGAAAAUGGUUAAUUAUCUGGAAGACAGUGGCUCUAUCCAGGGGCAAUAUUAUUCUUCUACUACCCAGUUUCCUCUCCUUGAAGUUGAUGGUGCUGGUUUGGGUAUUGUGAGCGACAUGCCUACAAAAAAUGAAUUUCAAAUAUUCAGAACUAUUGAAACCCAGUACUUGAUGGGAGGUGAUAGAAUGAGUGACUCAGAAGGGUUAUUGGGUUCUAUACAAGUUGACUUGUUAGAAUGUUUAGCAGCAAAAGAAAUCGAGACUGAGAUACCUUUUCCAACUCACUCCUUUAAAACAGAUAUUUUAAGUGUCAUAGAACAAAGCGAGAGCUCACACAAUGGAUCAAGUUGGCCAAGAAAUUCAAUAAUCUUUGAGGAACCACAACUCUUUGAUUCAGAUCGUUCUCAUAUUUAUGAAGCCCUAUACGAUGCAAAAUUGCAGAUUGAGGAAGAAAUGCCUCAAGAAGCAAUAAGUGUAAGGAGCUUUGAUGAACUCAUUGUUCGUGAGGAGCUCACUGUGAAAGAUAGCUCUUUCAGGUCAUUGCCUGUGCCGCUAUGUUUGGACCAUCAAAAAUCAAGGUCACUGCAUUCAUAUGUCGAGGAAAUCCUAGUUGGAUUAGGUUUGCUACAAUUUUGCGUGUCUGAUGCUUUAUAUUUAGAUUGGCAUAUUCUCGAAGAAGUGAAUCCCUACUGCAUUGAAGAUUCUCUGUUCCCCAAACUUUUUGGGGAUGCUUACAGCAUUAAUAUGACUUUGGAAUUGGGUGAUUGUGAGAUGCUGGUAUAUGAUUUUAUUCUUUCUGGCGAUUCUCCAAGAGCAUCAAAGAAAGAAGAGAGUAAAGAAACACUGCACAUAAAGUCUAACAGUAUUCCAGAAUAUCAUCUGGCUUUUGGUGAAAAUUCUGUAAGUACGUUGCAGAUUGGAAAUAGAGAGGCAGGUGGAGAAUCAUCCAAAACUGUUACUAAAGAGACUUCUUUGCUUGGUGUUCCCUUCUCCCACUUCAAUGACCUGGAUGUUCUUUCAAACCACCAAAACUUCUCAAGCAGGAAAGAACAUAAAAAGACUAAUCAAUUAUCCAAUUUUGAUGCUGUGGACGAGAAUAAUGCAAAAGAUCAGCAUUUUCUUUCUUCACUGAGUGAAAGUGAGAACAUGGAAAAACAGAGGAGUUGUAUGCUAGUAGAAAAGAACUGUGAUUCUGGAAGUAUAGAAACAUUAGGAAGAGAUGAAGUUUGCUCAAGGAUGCUGCCUCAGUUUGAGCCAUUUGAUAUAUCAGAGAAAGUUCACACAAGUGACUGCUCUCUUUCUGAAAGCAUCAUUGUUGUGAACACAAAAGACUUUGAAAAACAAAUGAUCAUAUCUCGGACAAAAACAUACCAAAAUAUUCUUUCACUGGAGGAAAAAGGAACUCAAGUUAUAGAGCGGGACUUGCACUUUCCAGUUGAUGUCAUAAUCAGUGCUUCCAUUUGCAUUGCAUGGUAUAACUGCAGUAACAUUGCAAAGAAAUCUACUGCAUCAGAAGAGACCUUUUCAUGCUUGUCACUAUGUGUAGAAAAUAUUGCAGCAAGUGUUUUAACUUCGCUAAGCUAUGCUUUUAGCGGCUGCAUUCUGGUAUUUGAGGGAGAGAACAGUUUCCUUGAUGGGAUUAUGGAGUUAUCAGAUCAGUUAUACGCCGUUGCACCUGGUCUGGGAAUUGAUAUACAGAUCUUUCGCUCAAAUUCUCCUGAGAUGACUGAAAAGAUCAUAUUAUCUUGCAUUGAAGCUGAAUCAAGGAAAAGUAGAGGCAUGCUACCUAAAAUGCCCGAGUCAGCGACGCUAGCAGAAUCCUUUCUUACUAUGUUUCCUUCAGUCAAUCCACUUUUAGCUCACGCAAUAUUGUCUUCUGUGAGCACUCUUCUUGAGUUUCUGGAGUGGCCACCCGAGCGUACUGUUAGCGUAGUUCAAAAGUAUGGGGUUUCAUAUGAUAGCAUUUCAUUAUUAAGUGCUUUGAGUAGAUAUGGGGAGCGUGAGGAGUCUAAAUCAGGAAUGACAGAUUGCUCCUCAGUAUCUUCCGUUCUUGGGUCAGAGCCUCUUCAUUUUGGAAGUGACUCUGCUAGGAGAAAAAGGAAGCAUGCAGGGAAUCUACAAGAAGACAGUCACCCCUGCACAUCUGACCCAUACUUAUCAUCAUGGAUCCCAGAGAGGACAGACACGCUUAGUGGGCCUGGGAUGCCUAAUUUAACUUUUGAUGAUGAUUUAUUUUGUCAAGACUUUCCAUUGGAGGUCAAUAUGAUAAAGCGUGACCAAAAUUCUUUUCAAUCCUGUGACUUUCUGAACGCAAGUGAUCUUGAUAUUGGAGAUCAAUUGAACAGAAAUGAUCUUAGUUCCAUUGGUGUAUGUCUCCCUCAAAGACAACCCUUUGAUGGAUCUAUUAGUAACAAAAGCGAUGGACAUGGUUGCAAGGAUUCUAGAAACAAAAACAAGACUUUUAUAGCUGAAGCUAUUGAUAAUAAAAAGAAUUCUACUGCAAAUUGUGUGGACUUUUCAUCACUGCUGCAUGUAGAUCAAGAAUUGACACCAAGAGUCUCUAAAGCUGCAAAAAAACUACACUUUGGUAUAAGUGACCUUCCGAAUUUUCCUACUGCUGCGGAGGUUGAAUCUUCCUCUUCUGAUUGGACUUCUGUAAGCCACAGAGGACAAAGCCCUGGAGAAAGAAGUAAUCACGAUAAAGAAACGGGUUUCAAGAGAAAUAUAAAUCCAUUUGAGAACAACAAUGGGGCCUCAGAAGGAGGUCAAUCUCUGAGGGAAGUGCAUGAAUUGCAUAAUCACUCACUGCAAGGGAGGGGUAAACUGACACCACUAUCAAGUGCAAUAAACUCUUAUUCACUGCCACGAGAAUCAGCCUGGGAUAUUCAAUUUCUCAACAGAAUCAGGCAAAAGAGUACAUCACGCAAACAUUCUGGUCUUCAUAACUUAUGUGCUCCUUGCUAUAAACACAAAGACAAUAGAUCAAAGGGUACACAACGAACUCUAUGCGCACCUUGUUAUGUACACCAAGAGACUACACCAAAGGGUACACAAAAGAGUCCAUCUAUUAUUGAACUCUUCAAGUACCAAGGACAGUGUGCUGCCUCAGAUAGAUCAAUUGAACAAAAGAAACAAAAAUGUGUUAUAUGGCCAUCAUCAACAUCUAAAAUUGAAACGACUUCUGCUUCAGGAAGAUCAUCACGAACACCAGUUGAUAAAAAAGCAAAAAGAAAACUGUCUUUUGCAACAAAUGGAAGUGGAGGGCAAACUAAACUGAUUUGGUGCGACAGUGGUUCUGACACUCCAGGCAGAAGAUUAUAGCAAUCUGGAAGCUAUGGUAUUUUAUCAUACAUGUGUAUGUUCUCAUCAUAGUGAAACACAAUAUAUAUAUUUCAGUUUUUUGCACUUUGGUCAUGGCAGAAGCAACUUCUUGUAUAGAGUAAGACUGAAUGUCAAGAUCAUCAGAGCUAUG